Molecule: messenger RNA, 1624 nt
Organism: Triticum aestivum (bread wheat)
Lineage: Eukaryota; Viridiplantae; Streptophyta; Magnoliopsida; Poales; Poaceae
Exons: 4
Coding region: 112-768 (218 amino acids)
Source: RefSeq, a predicted model, not a curated record
CGAUCUGUGGACCAGAUAAAGAGAACAUGACGGUGUGGUAAAAGCUGAGCCGUCCGCGAUGCACGAUUGGGCCGCGCACGACCUCCACCGGCGGUGACUGGGCUGGAAAAAAUGGAGGAUGCUGGCAUGGAGUUCCUGCUCGAUGCCGUUGACAGAUUUCCAUUGCGGGAGGAGUUCGCCGACAGUCAUGAGCACCCAGAUCCGGUUCCUCUUGCAUUGUUGGCGAACCCCAGAAGUGAAGUUGCCGCCCCAGCAGACUCGAGUACUGGGUCUGGUUGUGCUCAACAGCUCAGUGUCAAAGUCAAUGGCAGCGCACGAGACGGGGUGUGGCGACGUCCCGACUCUUCCCCGACAAGGUCCGCUCAGUCAACUGACAGGAUCAACGCGCAGGCACCUGGGUGGACUAAAAGAUUAAGUCUGGGAAGUGCACCACCGGACCGGACACAAUGCCCUUCCCGAAUGAGCGCUAUGGAGCAGUCGAUUCACAAGUACGCAGAGAAGCCAACAAAAAGUGUGAUAAGGCAUGCAAGUAAAAUAUACACUAGGGCGAUGUUUGAAGAAUUCGGACGCUUGUUAAUUGAAGCGACAACAUACAAUGUCACAGAGAAGGAGAAGAUGAGGAAGUAUGUCACGGUUCACAACAAUGCAGCGAAAAGAGAGAAAUGGAGCAGGGUUGAGUAUGAGGUGAACGUAACCGAAGACAAACAGAGUAUACAUGUGAAUGUGGUCAGUUCGAGCACACUGGAAUGUUGUGCAGCCAUGUAUUGAGGGUCAUGGAGAUACUACAUAUGGAGGAGAUCCCUGCUAAGCAUAUAUUGAAGCGGUGGACCAAAGACGCGAGGGACAUACUUCCAAAAGAUCUGGUUCAGUACCAGAGAGAUAAUUCAGUUAACAUGUCGUUGACAUGUAGGCACUCGACCCUUUACUUGAGAGCAAUGGAGGUAGUGCGGCUGGGUGACUCUAGUGCAGAAGCAUUCGAUCACAUAUUAGACGGGCUUGAAGCUCUUUUGGUGAGUGGCGCACCUUUCAGAAAGCGAAGGAUGGUCUGGGUUUUGUGGACCGCAUGGGUGAAUUAGCUCCCGGUACUUUGCCUGGCAAUGGAGAGAUUCCAUGUGUUGGCGGCGAGUGUGUUGACAAAUGCAUCAGUGCUGGAAAUUCUGGGAGUGUCAAUGCUCUCCUUGGCCUCAUAGCUCCAGAAAAGAAAGGGGGGGUCAGUAGACCAACGAAUAGCAGGGAGAACGCACCGUACAAGGGUCUGAGUAAGCGCACAAGAUUCUGCAGCAUAUGACAGUGCGAGGGGCACAAAUGAACAAUUUGCCCUGUGAGAGGAGAUGCGCCGAAGAAGUCACAAAAUCUUGGAAGGUGUAAGAAUUGUGGUAUGGAAGGCCGCAGCCGUACCACGUGCACAAGCCGAUUGGGCAUUGCAGAAAACUGAAAUCUGGAAUUUAAUUGUUGUAAUCUAAGGUAUUUGUAUUCCGAGGAUUUUCUAGUGUUUUUCUGUGAGCAUUUGCUCCACGCUUGUUCCUCAAUUUCGUGUGGCACUCUGUUGGUGCGAAAACCAUGUUUCAUGAACAUUUGUACUAUGAUGAUUGUUUAAUCGAUGAACUGGAUGUAUCUGAUUUUC